Molecule: messenger RNA, 1349 nt
Organism: Pantherophis guttatus
Lineage: Eukaryota; Metazoa; Chordata; Lepidosauria; Squamata; Colubridae
Gene: DHRS11
Product: dehydrogenase/reductase 11
Source: RefSeq, a predicted model, not a curated record
CUCGCCAGCCGAAGGGCGAGGCUGCCCUUGGAGAAGGAGGCGAGUGCGCCGCUCGGUUCCUCCGCCUCCUCCUCUCCUCCUCCUUCCCGGAGAAGCUUCGCCGGCCGGCCGGGCUCCAGCGCUUCGGGGAGGCAGGGAAGGAGGGGGAAGCGGAGGGAGGCAGGCGGGCGGCAGGCAGCCGGCGCGGCUCGCGGGGGUCAUGGAGCGCUGGAAGAACCGGGUGGCGCUGGUCACGGGCGCCUCGGUGGGCAUCGGAGCGGCCGUGGCUCGGGCGCUGGUGCAGCACGGGCUGAAAGUGGUGGGCUGCGCCCGGAGCGUGGACAAGAUCGAGAAGUUGGCAGCUGAGUGCGAGAGUGCUGGGUAUCCGGGCGUCCUCAUCCCAUAUAAGUGUGACCUCUCAGUGGAAGAAGAGAUUCUCUCCAUGUUCUCCGCCAUCAAGACUCUCCAUCAAGGGGUUGAUGUCUGCAUCAACAAUGCUGGCUUGGCACGGCCAGAACCUCUGCUGUCUGGAAAGACCGAGGGUUGGAGAACCAUGAUAGAUGUCAAUAUCUUAGCGGUCAGCAUCUGCACGCGGGAAGCUUACCAAUCCAUGAAGGAAAGAAAUAUUGACGAUGGACACAUCAUCAACAUUAACAGCAUGGGCGGUCACAGGGUCAUCCCAGAGUCGGUUGUACACUUUUACAGCGCCACAAAAUACGCUGUCACGGCUUUAACCGAAGGGCUUCGGCAGGAACUAAGAGAAGCAAAGACACACAUACGAGCCACCUGUAUUUCUCCAGGUCUGGUCGAGACCGGAUUCGCUUUUAAACUGCAUGAUAAUGAUCCAGAAAGAGCUGCGGCCACAUAUGAGAGUAUUAGGUGUUUAAAAGCUGAAGAUAUGGCCAACGCUGUAAUAUAUGUUCUCAGCGCCCCACCUCAUGUACAGAUCGGCGAUAUUCAGAUGAGACCCACCGAACAAAUGUCGUAGCUAAGGAAGAAGAGGAUGGGACAACCUUUCUCCAAACAGGGUUUUCUUCAGAUGACGGAUGACUUUCUAAGGGCCUUAUGGGGCGGCCUGACCCACAGCCCCUUCGCCCACGUAGCUCUCUUCAACUGAGCUCACCUCAGUGGAAACUAACAGGAAAAUCCAGGCUUCACCAUAACUCCUCCACUCACCCCUUGGUUCUCCCCACCAUGGUUAAUUUGUAAGCAACGGUUCCCAGCACACUACAUCACCGGAUUCUGAUUUUCGGGGAAUCUACCAACAGUAGAUCUGGACGGCGAACGUUUCAUGAACCGAUUCCUUCAGCUUUCCUUUGGGACUUGCAACCAAUGUACGAUUUUCUGGAAAUGCAUUGAAACCGAAACGC